Molecule: messenger RNA, 1164 nt
Organism: Macadamia integrifolia
Lineage: Eukaryota; Viridiplantae; Streptophyta; Magnoliopsida; Proteales; Proteaceae
Exons: 1
Coding region: 172-708 (178 amino acids)
Source: RefSeq, a predicted model, not a curated record
UCCAUUCUCUUCCUCUAAUAUUCAUCCCUUCCAUUCCAUAAUCCCAUCAUAGUCCACACCCAAUACCCUUACCUGCCCACCACCCACAACUUUGAUCAGAACAAAUACAUAAUUCGAUCUCAUUCAAGAAGGAGAGAGUCAAGAAGAAGAAGAAAGGAAGAUUGAUCAUCGAUGGGUAACAGCUUGAGGUGCUGCUUGGCUUGUGUUCUUCCAUGUGGAGCUCUAGAUGUGAUCAGGAUUGUCCAUUUAAAUGGUCAUGUAGAAGAGAUCACACGUCCCAUCUCAGCUGGUGAGGUACUCAAGGAUAACCCCAAUCAUGUCCUUAGCAAACCAUCCUCUCAAGGAGGAGGAGGAGUAGUUCGUAGAAUUCUCAUUCUCUCUCCUGAAUCUGAUCUUAAGAGGGGUAACAUCUACUUCUUAAUUCCCUCCUCUUCUCUCCCUACUGAAAAGAAGAAGAAGAAUAGAACCCACCCCUCCAACCACUCUUCAUCCACUUCCUCAUCUUCUUCUUCUUCUUCCAAGAAGACCAAGAAGAUAAAGCCCACCACCUCCACCACCACCACCACUACUACUAGCGGCUGCGAUCGAUACCUCACUGAAGUCCUCUCUGAGAAGAAGUCUUCCCGCCGAGAACUCCGCCGCGAACGCCGCUGCAGUCGAGUUUCAGUCUGGAGGCCUCAUCUCGAGAGUAUCUCUGAAGACUUAUAGAAUUUUUUGCCGCCGGCCGGAGGCCGGAAGCCAGAAUUCUCCCGGAGUCUUUAGCAAAUUUACAACUACAAACACCCAAUAGUGCAAACAAAUUUACAACUACUACUUCUUGUUCAUCUUCAUCUUCAUCAUCAUCAUCGUCAUCUUGGAGAGUUGUGGGACACAUUUUUCUUCAUCCUAUCUCUAGGAUCAUUACUUUGUGGAUAAAAAACAAAUGUACUACCCCUUCCCCCCCCCCCCCCCCUUUUCUUUUUUUUCCCCUCCCUUCUUCCUUGUAUAAUUUUCCACAGGAUGUAAGAGAGGGAGUAGAUUCGGAAUUUUUAUUCUUGAUCAUCUUUUUUUACUACUAUAUCAGAUGAUUGAGGUUUGCCCCAAAAGAGAGAAAAAAAGUUUGUACUCUACAAAACUCAACUUGUAAUUUUAUGGUAUAUUACAAAUUACUUCUUUCAAGUUCAA